Messenger RNA from Sclerotinia sclerotiorum 1980 UF-70, 942 nucleotides. RefSeq lists its product as hypothetical. Lineage: Eukaryota; Fungi; Ascomycota; Leotiomycetes; Helotiales; Sclerotiniaceae. The transcript has 6 exons. The coding region runs from base 1 to 942 and encodes 313 amino acids. The record is from RefSeq and is a predicted model, not a curated record.
AUGCUUCUUCCCACCUCAUCAUUCCAAACCCAAACUCUACCAUCACCUACCUUCCACAUCUCUACAAUUCUCUCCCUCCAACAUCUCCUUCGCAUCGCAGACGCCACAUCCAUCAAAUGGUUCACCAGCGCUUGCAUUUACAUUCCCUCCCAGCAUCCCAACGACCAAUACUCUUUAUCCACCCGCUCAAAAAUCGCCUACCAAGCCUGGAAACAUAUUCAUACCCUUCAAAACCCAGAAUCCGAUGACGACGAACCGCGCGAUCUAUGGGAGGAAAAAUUCCGCUACUCAAACACGUCUCCUUUAGCGACCGAAACAACCUCGACUACAUAUCCCGAUCACGCGCUCCUACAAGCGGAUAUUACCACCAUACCGUCAUUCUGGACUGCAGAGGUUGAUUCCUUGCCCCGUGGAAGCGAAGUAGAAUGGCAUGCGCAUUUGGGGAUUUGUGAUGGUCUUAUCACUUUGGUCUAUGUGGAUACAUCGCUUGUCGAUAUGAGUACCCUCUUAGGUGAAGGAUGGGGAGGUAAGGGGGUGAUACCAUGUAAGAGUUUAUGGGAUGGUGAGGGGAGAAGAUUAAGUUCUGUGAUUGUUUAUUGGGGGGAUGUGAGUAUCCACGGAAACUUUUGGAUCCGUAAACGUACCAUCAGUCGGCGUACUCCCUCUUCCAAAGGUAUUGAGCUACCCGGAAGUCAAAGUUAUGAAGAUGUAAGCGUGAGAUGCCGAGUUUGCGAACCGAGCAUGAAAGUGUUUGCCAAGAUUGAUGCUUUGACGAUUGAUAAACAUCACCAAAUACGGAAGUUCCUGUGGAAGUCUAGGGAUAUCGAUGCAAUCAAUCACAUCAACAUACCUAGUAUACUCCGCACUUCCGGUGGACUACCACGCGAAAGUACGAAAUACAUCCCGCAAUGUAAACCUACUCUUUUUAUCAAAGGUAUCUAA